Molecule: messenger RNA, 1796 nt
Organism: Dermatophagoides farinae (American house dust mite)
Lineage: Eukaryota; Metazoa; Arthropoda; Arachnida; Sarcoptiformes; Pyroglyphidae
Product: putative FAD synthase
Biological process (GO): FAD biosynthetic process
Molecular function (GO): FMN adenylyltransferase activity
Source: RefSeq, a predicted model, not a curated record
UCAAUUAAAUCGAGGGUGUCGUGUUUAUGGCUAAUUAUCAUCAUCAUCACGAUGAUGACAAAACAAUAUUAUAGAAAAUUAAAGAAAAUAUAUAAUACUUUGAAUACAAUUUACAACCGUUUGAAUGAUGGCUUAAAAUCAUGCCAUUUUUUGUGACUACAUUGAUAAUAUAAUUGUUGAUUAUUUAUUGCAAUACAAUCUGAUUAAAUUACCUCAUAUAACAAUAAUCUUGCCGUAUCUAAAUUGCAUUAAUAAAAAAUUGGAAAAUAGAUGGCAAUAAAUAUUUAUGGAUGGUUGAAAGAAGAUUCAUCUGAAUAAAAACAAAUUGUCAAGCAAAUGUAUAGCAUUUUAUUUUUUUCUAAAAUUUUUGAUUUAGAGUUUUUUCGUGAAUGUCUAAGAAUCCUGUCAAUUCGUCAACGACGAUGCCAUCGAAUGAAUUCAUUUUGAAUGCCGAAGCUCAAAAUAUGAAUAGAAAAUGUUCGAAUAAUGUGCAAAUCUCUUUGGAAUAUCGAUUUUCAUUCUAUUUGGAGCGCUCAAUGAUCGACGCAUUUCAAUCAUUACUUUCUGAUUUAUUUCAUCAAUUAUAUCCAAUGAUGAUUAAUGGAAAGCCUUCUAUUUCAUAUACGUUCACAAUCAUUGAAUGUUUUGAUUAUUUUCGCAAUAUUCCGACAGAUUUACUACGUUUAUAUGAAUUUGACGAUAAAUUUAUUGGCAAUGACUACGAUAAAUAUUCUAAUUUAAUCAAAUGUCAAUUCUUUUAUCAAAUUAAUUCGAAAGAUUCAAGUGAUGAUAAUCAAGAUCGACAAAAAUUUGCCUGGAUACAAGCUCAUGUCCGUCAUCGAAUUCGUCAGCUUUCAUUACAAUUGUCUCUUUUGAAUGAUAAUUUUCUCAACUUUCUACCUUCGAUUCGUUUCGAUUCCCGUGAUUCCUAUAGACGAUUGAAACAAUUGGCCGCGAUCGAUACGAAAGUACAUGGCCUAUUCGAAUGUUGUCGGGAACAAAUUAAAAAGGUCCAUUCUGAUCCCAAAAGAUGGUGCCUUAGUUUCAAUGGUGGUAAAGAUUGUACCGUGUUGCUGCACACAUUGGCUACCAUUCAUCUUGCUAAUCUCAAUGACAAUCAUUCAGAUACUUUGAUAAAUUUAUUGUGGAUAAAAACAUCCGAACUAUUUCCAGAACAAGAACUCUACUUGAGACGUAUUCAAGCAUUCUAUGGUUGCCGAAUGAACAUUUAUCCAGGAGAAGAUUUUAAAUCUGCUCUCUAUGAUGUCCGUAAAAAUGAAUCUUUUGAGUUAGUUUUUAUGGGCUGUCGUAGAACUGAUUUUGAUGAAAAAAUUGGCUCUACAUUAACCACCGUACAGCCCACAGAUGAGGGUUGGCCCGAAUUUAUUCGUAUUAAUCCAUUAUUAGAUUGGACAUAUCAAAAUGUGUGGCAAUUCUUACUCAAUCUUCAAGUGCCUUAUUGUCCCCUUUAUGAUUAUGGUUAUACAUCGAUUGAUCGUCCUGAAAAUACACAUCCAAAUCCAUCAUUGUCGAUACGAAAUUUUCCUUGUAGUAGUCUCAAACAUCAUAACCAACAGACAUUAAUGAAUGAUGAAAAUAAAACAUCCGAGCUGUCAAAAAGAAUCGACCUUGAUGAUGAUGAUGAUAAAAACAACAAAAUCUGUCGCACAAAUAAUGAAGAAAUAUAUUUGCCUGCCUAUCUACUUCGUCGUGAUGAUAUGGAACGAUGUUUUCGACAUUAAAUUGCUUUUCAUUAUAAACAUUUUAAUAAUAAAAAUUUUUGUUAUUAAUUCUUA